Acaulospora colombiana is the source of this 269-nucleotide messenger RNA. NCBI's taxonomy places the organism in Eukaryota, Fungi, Glomeromycota, Glomeromycetes, Diversisporales, Acaulosporaceae. The record is from the annotation of a GenBank genome assembly.
AGUUGCAGAGGCAUUCCACUAGAGAAACGCAAGAGUUGCACAAUAAGAGAAAGAGAUGUAUCACUAGAAUCUUGCAUAUACUCAAUAAGAAAGCAACAUACAAUUCAGAUUCCAAUAGAAAGAUCAAACAUAUUAUUCAAGGGAAAUACAAAGGGUUUUGCAAUCAAACUAAGAUGCAGAAUAUCCUUAAGAUCCAUAAUAAAGGAAUUAAAAUAUCUAAUGGAAAUCCCACAGGAAGACAAUUUAUACUCCAAGCUACAGAUAAAUAA